UUUUCCGCUAGGCGUCGGAGCGAGGAGGAAAAUAAUAUAAAAAAAAAGAAAAAAGUGUAGCCGUGAAUUUUGCGUUCCGCAAGGAGAAAAAAGUUUGCAAAAAGGGAUAAAUGUCCUCGUCCGCGAGUGCAAUUGCAUAAAUCCGUGUGUGCUUCUGUUUUAUGCGUAGGCUGGCUCAUAACGGUGAGACAAGAGGAGGCGGUGGUGGCGAAACGUCUCCCGAGAGAUCACCGGAAGACGAGGCCUCUUGCUGGUGGACUUCCUGGACGACUAUGGGCUGCUUCGGGUCGGCGGGGAGUAAGCAAACAGAUGCCAGUGGCUCUGAAGAUUCAAAGAGUCAAAAGAGACGAAGUGAUGCCAUCACGAAGCAACUGCAAAAGGAUAAACAGGUGUAUAGGGCGACACAUAGACUCCUACUCCUGGGCGCCGGUGAGUCCGGUAAAUCGACUAUUGUGAAGCAAAUGCGAAUUCUACAUGACGCCAAUGGCUUUUCCGAUCGUGAGCGGAAGCAAAAGAUUGAGGAUAUCAAAAAGAAUAUUCGUGAUGCCAUUUUGACGAUAACCGGGGCGAUGAGCACACUAAAUCCGCCAAUUCAAUUAGAGAAGCCCGAGAAUCAAGCAAGGGUUGAUUAUAUUCAGGAUGUGGCAUCAAAUCCGGAUUUCAACUAUCCAUCGGAAUUUUAUGAGCAUACAGAGCAUCUCUGGAAUGACCGUGGUGUUCAACAAACAUUCGAACGUUCGAAUGAAUAUCAGCUAAUCGAUUGCGCUCAAUAUUUUCUUGAUCGUGUAAGUGUAAUAAAACAGCCGAAUUAUAGCCCAACUGAGCAGGAUAUUUUGCGGUGUCGUGUCCUUACUUCUGGAAUUUUUGAGACACGAUUUCAAGUUGAUAAGGUCAAUUUCCAUAUGUUCGAUGUCGGUGGUCAGAGGGAUGAGAGGCGCAAGUGGAUUCAGUGCUUCAAUGAUGUAACUGCAAUUAUUUUCGUGACAGCCUGCUCUAGCUACAACAUGGUGCUGCGUGAAGAUCCAACACAGAAUCGUUUGAGGGAAUCCCUUGAACUAUUUAAGAGUAUUUGGAAUAAUAGAUGGUUGCGUACAAUUUCCGUAAUCCUUUUCUUAAAUAAACAAGAUUUACUAGCUGAAAAAAUAAAAGCGGGUAAAAGUAAAUUGCAAGAGUACUUUGCGGAGUUUACCAGAUAUCAAACUCCGGCCGAUGCAAUUGCUGAACCCGGAGACGAACCAGAAGUAAUUAGAGCCAAAUAUUUCAUCAGAGAUGAAUUUUUGCGCAUAUCAACUGCUAGUGGCGACGGAAAGCACUACUGCUAUCCCCAUUUCACAUGCGCUGUCGACACGGAAAAUAUACGGCGAGUGUUUAACGAUUGCAGAGACAUCAUUCAAAGGAUGCACCUCCGGCAAUAUGAGCUUUUAUAGAUCUUAUUAGUAAGCGAACUAUUUUGUCGUCGCCAUUCUUCUGUAUUCUGUCUAUAUAGUUUUCUUUUCAUUUAAAAAAAAAGAAGAAAGAAUGAAAGUAAGGGAAAAAAGUUUCUUCUUCCUAACUUGGGUGAGGAUAAAUGUGACGGAGAUGCAGUGAAAGGAACUUUAUUGUUUUUUUUUGUUUCACACAUUUUUCCCCCAACAAAUCACCAUCACGAAUUAUUCUUCGGAGGAUAAAAAAAGGAUAAAAAAAAGAAAAAAAAAUAAAAUCGAAGAAAAAAUCACAGCUAAAACUACAAUAAGGAAAAUACAUUUAAAAAAUAUAUUCAUUUUCACUGUAAAAGAUGAAGAAGAAAUCAUUGCAAAAAAAAAGAUGAGACACCAAAUCAAAUCACAUACACCAGCACACAUUGAAACACACACAAAAAAACUAGCCAAUUAAGGUAUAAAAUACACAUUUUAAAUUUAUUAAUUUAAUAGCUUAAGGGAUAUAAUGAAUGGAGAAGUUGUAGUUUAGAAAAGUAAAUGAAACAAAAGAAAAACUAUUAAGAAAAAAAAGUUUAAAAAAAAAGAUAACUAAAAAGAAGUCAAAUAGAACGAAGGGAAAAUCAAUUGCAAACCAAAUAAAUUAUUUAAAACUUAAAAAAAAAUAAUAGAAAGGAAAUGAAAACGGUCAGAGUGCGCAUGAUAACGGGAAAACUGCUGAGGAACGCAAAAUUCGUAUUAUACAAAAUUAUUAUUUGUUAUAAUUAAAAAAAAAAAUCUGUUCUUCAACGUUAAAAAAAAGGAAACUUAAACACAAAGAGAUUUUUAAAAAAUCCAAUGUGAGUGUGAAAAAAAUUGAAAAAAAUCGUGGAAAUUGUAAUCAUAUAAUUUAAAAAGAAAGCACACAACUUACAAAAAAAUAGUCAUUUUGCAAAAAAUAAAAAGGAAACAACUUAAGUUAUUUUGGGUAUAAAUGAAAGAUUAAAAAAAAUUGUAGGACUUUUUUGGUUUUAUCUUUUUUUCCUUUUUAUCAAUGAUGCGAAAGAAGUGCGAUAGAGAAAAGAAAUGUCAACAGUGUUAACACGGCAAAUUAUAUAAUUUAAUUUUAUUGUUUAACUUAUUUUUUAUUAGGUAAAAUAAAUUGGGAUGUAAAAAAAGAGGAGGAAAAAGUAAUAAGAUUAAAUGAAACUGUAGGACAAGAAGAAGAAGAAAAAACAAAUACAGUAAAAUUGAAAAGAAAA
Messenger RNA from Lutzomyia longipalpis, 2656 nucleotides. RefSeq names its product guanine nucleotide-binding protein G(s) subunit alpha (gene Galphas). Lineage: Eukaryota; Metazoa; Arthropoda; Insecta; Diptera; Psychodidae. Gene Ontology annotation, molecular function: GTP binding; G-protein beta/gamma-subunit complex binding; G protein-coupled receptor binding. The transcript has 10 exons. The coding region runs from base 162 to 1427 and encodes 421 amino acids. Gene Ontology annotation, biological process: sensory perception of chemical stimulus; adenylate cyclase-activating dopamine receptor signaling pathway. Gene Ontology annotation, cellular component: heterotrimeric G-protein complex. The record is from RefSeq and is a predicted model, not a curated record.